Messenger RNA from Sus scrofa (pig), 2267 nucleotides. RefSeq names its product crystallin zeta (gene CRYZ). Gene Ontology annotation, cellular component: cytosol. Gene Ontology annotation, molecular function: NADPH binding; zinc ion binding; quinone reductase (NADPH) activity. The record is from RefSeq and is a predicted model, not a curated record. Lineage: Eukaryota; Metazoa; Chordata; Mammalia; Artiodactyla; Suidae.
CAAACAAAGUGUUACACUGAGUAGGCACGGGGCUCCCGGUUUUGCACACUACAAGGCAGCCGCUGCAAAGACAUCAAGAAGGGUCCUCACCUGCUCUAGAAGGAUGAUGCGGCCAGCGCAGGAACUGGUAGUGAAAAACUGUUCUCGACCAUUCAGGAGCUGCACGAUCUCUACCACAUCCUCGUCCACACAGCCCUUCCGGCUGAAGUCCGCUUUGCUUAGACACUGCGCCUUCCAUCUCUUGAACUCUGCCCUCCGAUCCAUACGACGAGAGAGCUAGGGUCUGUACUUUCACGUUAGCCUAGCCUUUCCCUGGGUGCAGCCAUAUUGUAGCAGCCAGUGGUGGCCGAAAAGGUCCAAACUACCUUUUCGGGCCCGCCCCUGGGGGCGGGGCGAGGUGGAGCCUGAAAUCACAGCGCCGGCCGGGCCCGCCCCUUUCCCGCCUGACAUCUGAGGGAAUUGUCGCAAGUUUUGGUUUCUCACUCUAGACCCGGUGUCUAGAGCACCAUGGCAACUGGACAGAGGCUGAUGAGAGCUAUUAGAGUUUUUAAAUUUGGUGGACCAGAAGUGAUGAAACUCCAGUCGGAUGUUGCCAUACCAAUUCCAAAGGACAAUCAGGUUCUAAUCAAAGUCCACGCAUGUGGUGUCAACCCAGUGGACACGUAUAUUCGCUCUGGUACUCACAAUAUGAAACCACUUCUACCCUAUACUCCUGGUUUAGAUGUGGCUGGAAUAGUAGAAGCUGUCGGAGAGCAUGUAUCUUCUUUCAAGAAAGGUGACAGAGUUUUCACAGUCAGCACGCUCUCCGGGGGCUACGCGGAGUAUGCUUUAGCAGCCGACGACACUGUUUACAUGCUGCCAGAAAAACUGGACUUUAAACAAGGAGCUGCCAUUGGGAUCCCAUAUUUUACUGCUUGUCUUGCUCUGCUCCACAGUGCCUGUGUGAAAGCUGGAGAAAUUGUUCUGAUUCAUGGGGCUAGUGGAGGGGUUGGAAUAGCAGCGUGCCAAAUUGCUAGAGCUUAUGGCUUAAAGGUUUUGGGCACAGCUGGUACUGAGGAAGGACAAAACAUUGUUUUGCAAAAUGGAGCCCAUGAAGUGUUUAAUCACAGAGAAGUUAAUUAUAUUGACAAAAUUAAGAAAUCUGUUGGUGAAAAAGGAAUUGAUGUGAUUAUUGAAAUGUUAGCUAAUGUAAAUCUUAGCAAUGAUUUGAAUCUUUUGUCACAUGGAGGACGAGUAAUAAUUGUUGGCUCCAGAGGUCCUAUUGAAAUAAACCCUCGGGACACUAUGACAAAGGGAUCUAGCAUAAAAGGAGUUGCUCUCUAUUCAUCAACCAAGGAGGAAUUUCAGCAGUUGGCAGCAGCCCUUCAAGCUGGAAUGGAAGUUGGUUGGUUGAGACCUGUGAUAGGUCCUGUGUAUCCACUGGAGAAGGCGGCCCAGGCUCAUGAAGACAUCAUUCACAGCCGUGGGGCUACUGGGAAAAUGAUCCUUCUCUUAAAAUGAUUACUCCUUCCUUAGAUUUCCUAUGCAAUGAGAUGCUUUAAUUAGCAUCCAUUCGUUUCAGUGAUCUUGUUAUAUUUGAAAACAAAGUUUUAUCCUUGGAGAUCACAGGCAUUGGAGUAUGGUUUACUUUGUGUCUGGCUGUAUUCUUUAUGCCUGCCACCUCAUCAAGGAGUCAUCCCAAUAGGAAUUAGAAUGUUGGUAGUCUCUUGGCAUUGGUGCGCAUUACAGAAAUUCCUAACUGAUGCUUGAUCAUUAAUUCCCUACUUUUGACGAAGACAUGCUAAUUCAAAAUAACACUACUUGAUUUCCAAGCCUACUUCUCCUUAUAAAGCUUCUUUAGUCUGAUUAGUCCAGAACUAUAUUGGACUCUGAAAGUUUUCUGGACUGAAGUAGACCCCUUUUCACCAAAACUGAUCUCAUCUAGAUCUAUACAUCUCUCAGAGGGCAAGAUAACAUCCAAAGAAAUUUAUUCGUUUUCCAGUAUUUCCCAAAAUAUUAGAAUAUUCAGUAGGUUAAUGAUUGAUUACCAGUGGUCCAUAUAUUCUGUGAGGACAGCAGCUUUAUCUUUGGUAUAAUAUAGUAGGCACAUAGUUUACAAAUAGGUACUUUUUGAUGGAUUCAACUUCAAAGUGGAUUUAGAAUUUUCAGUUUGUAUGAUGAAGAGUGUAUAUUUUUAUUAAAUUAAUAAAUGAAUUAACACAUUAAGAAUGAUCUGCUUUUGUUAUUAUAAUGUGGUAACUGCAAUGAAUUCCAUAGGAAAUUUAAAA